AUGGCAAAAUUCUAUGAUUUAGAUGACGACAUCCUCCUUAUUAUUCUUUCUCUCAUCUCACAGCGUGACGCACUGCGACUCGCGUCGACAUGUCACUUCGGCUACAAUAUCGCCCUGCCCCGUUUUCUUUCCAAGGUAGAUAUUCAGUAUUCCAUGCGGAAGUCGCACAAAGUUGCCGGGUUUUGCAAGUUCAUGCUGGCUGAUGCGCCCCGUCGGUUGCCGUAUCUUCGCGAAUUCUCCCUCGCAGAUGGUUGUCCUUACUUUCCGCAACCCUUUAACCAUUCUAUCGAUCCCGAAAGCGUGGCUCUGUUGGUGCAGGUGCUGCGUCGAGCUACUGAGAUCAAGAAACUCACUAUCGGCAACGAAGACGACUUAUUGAUGAAUCAUCCGGAGCUUCUCGAUGCGUUGGCUGCACUUCCUCAUCUCCAGACCAUUCGCUUGGAGUACUGUGGUUGGCCAUCAUUGACCCUCUUGUCUCGCAGCAUCAGUUGUCCUCACACACUAGACAUCUUCGACUGCAAUCUGGGUGGCUCUGAGGGCGAUGACGACCUUCCUAUCGCUCAGAACAUUGUCACAUCUGUCAGAAAUAUGAAAGUGCAACUCUCACAUCUGGGCAUUGACGACGAUCUCGAGGAGGAUGGUCUUGAGUUUGUACCAACUCGAUUGUUGACCCGUACCGUUUGGUCAUCCGUUCGUGCGCUGAACCUCAGCGAAUGUUCCGACAUGAGCGACAUCGCCCGUGCUUUCCCGAACUUACAUAACCUCACAUACUCUAAUACCGACCCUCGCCCAGUGGACCAUGACCCCUUAGUCAAAUGGUCCAAUCUUGACAGUGUCAUGGCAAGGUGCCGCGUGCCCCUAGCAUCGCGUGUGCGCAGGCUCGUGCUACGGUACACAUGUCCGCCGGAGGCCGAGUUCCUAACGCUGCUGCAACGCUGCACACCCACUAUCCUGUCCUUCAAUGCUAGUCUUGUCUAUGCAUCCUAUUGCGAAGGCGUGCAGGGACUCAUGACACGAGCAGUGCGGUCCAAUUUGAGAUACCUCGAACUGUACACCUUCUGGCAUGAAAGGAAUCCGGACCAAAUCGUCCAAAGUGAAAUAGUUCCGGGUAUUAUAAGUUACGUGGGGAUGUUUUCCCAAGUUCCGCUUACCGGAAUAGCAAUCACGUAUUACAAGCCGCUAAGUCUCGAGGUGGAUGGCUUGAUGGGCUUGGCGAAGAAGAUCGCGGCGCUGAUACCUACACUAGCGUAUGUGGGAUUGGAUCUCUCUGAACGCAAGUCAAGCCUCCAUCCGAUUGCGUUUAAAUGGUACUCCGUGACAUCCAGAGCAGGAGAGUCCCCGGAGUUAGAACAGCUCUCCGAGGUCGAAGGACGGAGGAUCGAGGUCGAACUGAACGAUAUUGACCAUAUUUGA
Molecule: messenger RNA, 1413 nt
Organism: Sparassis crispa
Lineage: Eukaryota; Fungi; Basidiomycota; Agaricomycetes; Polyporales; Sparassidaceae
Exons: 2
Coding region: 1-1413 (470 amino acids)
Source: RefSeq, a predicted model, not a curated record